Molecule: messenger RNA, 4580 nt
Organism: Peromyscus maniculatus bairdii (prairie deer mouse)
Lineage: Eukaryota; Metazoa; Chordata; Mammalia; Rodentia; Cricetidae
Source: RefSeq, a predicted model, not a curated record
CCGGAAACACCUCUAACCCGUACACCCACGGAAGGAGCAGGCUCUAAGAGUUCAGUCAGGUGACCCGCCCAAACCACUGGUGUCAAUGACAAUGACACAUUUAAAAUACGUCUAAAUGCCUUUGGUGCCUAGGUCAGGUUGGCUGCGGGUCACCCGUCAUCGGCCAUCAGGCCGCGCAAAGCGACACUCCCGUUCGGGAUCUUUAAAAGUAAGGCUGCGAAUUGGCCAGCUGGAAGGAGGGUCCGAGCCAAUGCUGUGGCCUGCUGCGCACGCGCGCGCCCCGGGGCGUGGCGCACUAUGACCCGCCUGCUGCGCGUGCGCGCGCCUAGGCGGCGCGAGGUUAGGGCCGGGGGAUGUUACUCCGGCUGGUGGGGGCGGCGGGCAGUCGGGCCCUGCCCUGGCGUUUUUCCAACUUGUGGCGAUGUGGCGGCUGCGCAGGGAGCGGCGUGGCGGCCUGGAGCAGCGUGAGGGUCGGUGGCAUUGCUCGGCAGGAACAGCCUGCUCGUCUCUCUUUUCAGUGUCAUCAGGGGAUAUGCUUGCAGCAGCAGGCUCUGCAGGGAAGACUGACUUCGUUUCCCCCACGGCUGUGUUCAAAACCCCCCAAAGGGUUUGAGAAAUAUUUUAAGAAUAAGAAGAAUGGAAGAAGUACAGACCCAGGAAAUUCAGUAACUCCAAAAAAAGAACCAAAGAACGCUGGGCCUGGAGGAGAUGGAGGCAAGAGAGGAGGGAAGCAAGAUGACUUUGCCUGGUGGAGACGGAUGCAGAAGGGAGAGUUUCCUUGGGAUGACAAGGAUUUCCGGAGUCUGGCUGUUUUGGGGGCAGGCGUGGCUGCAGGAUUUUUAUAUUUCUAUUUCCGAAAUCCUGGAAAAGAGAUCACCUGGAAACACUUUGUACAGUAUUACCUAGCCAGAGGUCUGGUGGAGCGGCUGGAGGUUGUGAACAAGCAGUUUGUUCGAGUUAUUCCUGUUCCUGGGACGACAUCCGAGAAGUUCGUGUGGUUUAACAUUGGUAGUGUUGAUACCUUUGAGCGGAACCUCGAGUCUGCUCAGUGGGAGCUGGGGAUUGAGCCCACCAACCAGGCUGCGGUAGUCUAUACUACUGAGAGUGAUGGCUCUCUUCUCCGAAGCCUGGUACCCACCCUGGUCCUGGUUAGCAUCCUCCUCUAUACCAUGAAGAGGGGUCCAAUGGGGACUGGUCGUGGUAGCCGAGGAGGAGGCCUCUUCAGUGUUGGUGAGACAACAGCCAAGAUCUUAAAAAACAACAUUGAUGUGCGAUUCGCAGAUGUGGCUGGCUGUGAAGAGGCCAAAUUGGAAAUUAUGGAGUUUGUGAAUUUCCUGAAGAACCCAAAGCAGUAUCAGGACUUAGGAGCCAAAAUUCCAAAGGGAGCAAUGCUCACUGGCCCACCUGGAACUGGCAAAACACUUCUUGCAAAAGCAACUGCUGGAGAGGCCAACGUGCCCUUCAUCACUGUGAAUGGGUCGGAGUUCCUGGAAAUGUUUGUUGGUGUUGGGCCGGCACGGGUUCGUGACAUGUUUGCGAUGGCCCGAAAAAAUGCUCCUUGUAUUUUAUUCAUUGAUGAGAUUGAUGCAAUUGGCAGGAAGCGAGGCCGUGGUCACCUGGGAGGCCAGAGUGAGCAGGAGAACACUUUAAACCAGAUGCUUGUGGAGAUGGAUGGGUUUAACUCUGCCACUAAUGUGGUAGUGCUAGCUGGCACCAAUCGCCCUGAUAUCCUUGACCCAGCCCUAACACGGCCUGGCCGGUUUGACCGCCAGAUCUACAUUGGUCCCCCUGAUAUCAAAGGCAGGUCCUCUAUUUUCAAGGUCCACUUGCGUCCACUCAAGCUAGACCAACGCCUCACCAAAGAUGCUCUUUCGAGGAAGCUAGCGGCUCUCACUCCGGGCUUCACUGGUGCUGAUAUUUCUAAUGUGUGCAAUGAAGCAGCACUGAUUGCUGCCCGCCAUCUUAGCUCUUCUGUCCAGGAGCGGCACUUUGAGCAAGCCAUCGAGAGGGUCAUUGGAGGCCUUGAGAAGAAGACGCAGGUCCUACAACCCAGUGAAAAGACAACUGUAGCCUACCAUGAGGCUGGGCAUGCAGUGGUGGGCUGGUUCUUGGAACAUGCAGAUCCUCUGCUGAAGGUGUCCAUCAUCCCUCGGGGCAAGGGGCUUGGCUACGCCCAGUACCUUCCCCGUGAGCAGUACCUCUACACACGGGAGCAGCUCUUCGACCGCAUGUGCAUGAUGCUGGGGGGUAGGGUGGCUGAGCAGCUCUUCUUUGGCCAGAUCACCACAGGGGCUCAGGAUGAUCUGAGGAAGGUCACCCAGAGUGCCUAUGCCCAGAUUGUGCAGUUUGGAAUGAGUGAGAAGCUAGGCCAGGUAUCCUUUGACCUCCCCAGACAAGGAGAAACCAUGGUGGAAAAGCCAUACAGUGAAGCAACUGCCCAACUCAUUGAUGAGGAAGUCCGGUGCCUUAUCAGGUCUGCCUAUGCUCGGACCCUGGAGCUGCUCACGCAGUGCCGGGAGCAGGUAGAGAAGGUGAGCAGGCGACUCCUGGAGAAGGAAGUGCUGGAGAAGGCCGACAUGAUAGAGCUCCUGGGCCCUCGGCCCUUUGCAGAGAAGUCCACCUAUGAGGAGUUUGUAGAGGGCACCGGCAGCCUGGAGGAGGACACAGACCUCCCUGAGGGGCUGAAAGACUGGAAUCAGGGACGGGAGGAAGGAGGCACUGAACGGUGCUUACAGGAGAGCCCUGCAUAGCUGUGGCCUGUGGGUGGCCGCUGUGACCACUGCUGACGGGUUGCUGCUCAGCCUUUUUGGAGCAGCCGUCAGAGUAACUGGAAAACAAAUUAAAACAGGGACAGCUGCAAAGGUGAGACCGUUCAGAAUCCACACAGGAGGGGGCUGGGGCCUGGCAGCAUCCAGCAAGGGAGUAGCUGAGGCAUCAGAGGUAUAGCCUGAGGCCCCAGCCCUGAACCUAGAGGUCUGUCAGUUCAGUUCAGAUAGGAGAGGGAGUUGGACGCCGGUUUCUAUGAAGCCAUGAGUGUGUGUUGUCUUUUUGGGGAUUCUGUGUGUAGGGCCACUAGGAGCCAUAUCACACUUCCAGUAGACACAGGACUGAUGGAGUUUCCAAGUGUGCUGCAGCCUUACAGCUGCCUCUGAGGUGGUUGCUCAGAGGAUGCGUGUUGAACCAACACAGAUGAAGUUUGGUGAAGAAUUAAUGAAAAUGUAAACCAGUUAUCAAGGGAAGGCUAGCUUCUUAAGCUGAUCAGUCCUCAGGAAAGAAAGCCAGCAGACCUGCAGAUCUCUGGCUAAGGAGAGAAGUGUGGCCAUUCCUGGCCUUGGUGGCAACGUCAGAAAUUUUAUCAGUCAGUCCUGGAGCCUAGCCUUGGGAAUUGUCUGCUUCACUGGUGGAGUGUCAGAUUUAAUUCCAUUUUACAGCAAUCCUCUCCCCAGCACCUUCCCCCUUUCCUUUUUGAAUCUCUAAAAGGGUUGUUUUGGGCUGAGCCCUCUGUCUCUGGUGCCUAUUUAUCAACCAUUUUGUUGUAGGACAGCUCUUGAUUAAAGGAAGGGCUUUGUGAGUCCAAGCCUCGUUGGGCUAAAAGAGGCAUCUUUUUCCUGUUGAUCCUGGGGUGUGGUGAGGCCUGCAUUCAGACCUCAAUGCUUGGGGUCCUGGAGUUCCAUGAGAGUGUUCUCGAGUACCUCCUCCAGGACUCCCUGGGAGCACCAUCAGCUGCAUCAGCCCGCUCUUCAAGUCUGCUCAUGGCCUGGGGAGGAAUCCAUUGGCUCCCUUGGCUUUUUAAAGGUUUUUGUAUGUGUGCCUACAGGUGUUCAUGUGUGUACAUAUGCAUGUGUGCAUAUGAUUACAUGUGUGCAUAUGAUUAUGUGGAGGCCAGAGGUUGACAUGGUGUGUUUCCCUCGAUUGCUUUCUAUCUUGAUUUUUUUUCCCAUUUAUUUAGUUGUGCUUGUGUCUGCACAUGCAUGUCCACACACACAUAUGCACCCUGGUACACAUGUGUAGGUCAGAGGACAACUUGUGAGAGUCAGUCUCUCCUUCCACUGUGUGGGUCCCAACAGUCAUCAAGCUUGGCAGCAAGUGCCUUUACCCACUGAGCCAUCUUGCCAGCCAAUCUGCCUUGUUUUUUGAGAUGGGGUCUCUUACUGAACUUGGCUAGAUUUGCAGGCGUGCAUUUGUACCAGCAGCUCUAGGGAUCCUCCGGUCUCUGCCUCCCGGUGCUGGGAUUACAGGCAUGCAUUUGUGCCUGGCUUUGAUGUGGAUGAUGGGGAACUGUACUUGGAUUUUCAUACUUGUGCAGCGAGCACUUUAGCAGCUGAAUUCUCUCCAGCCCUUUAACUGAUGUUGAUGGGCUUCCUGGGUGACUAGUCAGGAGAGUGGAGACCUGCUCUCUGCCUCUUAAACCUUUUUAUCCUUCACUUUUCUUUGGGGCCUGGUUAAAGAGCAGACACACUGGGUAUACAUAGUAUGGUACAUUUUCUAAAUUGUAUUUGCCUCAGAAAUUUUAUCAGGGGACAGACACUUUCCACUUUUGCUGUUUGUAAAAUGUACUUUAUUAAAUUUUUAAAAAUGUU